Messenger RNA from Rangifer tarandus platyrhynchus (Svalbard reindeer), 915 nucleotides. The record is from the annotation of a GenBank genome assembly. Lineage: Eukaryota; Metazoa; Chordata; Mammalia; Artiodactyla; Cervidae.
AUGCCUGCUUUAGAGGAUGAGGAAGAAGAGGAUGAUCUGGAAGCAAAAUCUGAGGUCAAGGCUGAGGAAAAUGUAACACCAAUAGAAAAUCCAAAAGCAAAGACUGAAGAAAAAGCAGAGUCCAAAGAUGCUCUGGAGGCCAAGCCUGAAGUAAAAGAAGAUCCAAAAGAAGCCCCCCAGGCAAAGGCAGAAGAUAAAGGGCAGACUAAAGCAGCAGAGGCUAAGACCAGGACUCCAGGAAAAGAGGCUCCAAAAAGAGUUCCUGAGGUCACGCCUGAAGAAAGAGCUCUUAAAAGAGCUCGCAAAGGAAAGCCUAAAAGAGAAGAUCCUAAAGGCAUUCCCGACUAUUGGCUGACUGUGUUCAAGAAUGUUGACAAGCUGGGGCCCAUGAUUCAGAAGUAUGAUGAGCCCAUUCUUAAGUUCCUUUCUGAUGUUAGCCUGAAGUUUUCAAAACCCGGCAGGCCUGUAAGUUACACAUUUGAAUUUUGCUUUCUACCCAAUCCAUACUUCAAGAAUGAGGUGCUGACCAAGACAUACAUAAUAAAGUCAAAGCCAGAUCGCAAUGAUCCCUUCUUCUCUUGGGGCUGGGAAAUCCAAGAUUGCAAAGGCUGUAAGAUAGAUUGGAGAAGAGGAAAGGAUGUCACAGUGACAACCACCCAGAGUCACACAGCUGCUACUGGACAAGUUGAAACCCAGCCAAGAGUGGUUCCUAAUGCAUCAUUCUUCAACUUCUUUAGCCCUCCUGAGAUUCCUACUGUUGGAAAGCUUGAACCACGAGAAGAUGCUAUCCUUGAUGAAGAUUUUGAAAUUGGUCAAACUUUACAUGAUAACGUCAUCCUGAAAUCAAUCUAUUACUAUACAGGAGAAGUCAACGGUACUUAUAAUUUCGGUAAAGAUUAUGGAAACAGGAAAUAA